This is a messenger RNA of Platichthys flesus (European flounder), 3279 nucleotides long. It is a transcript of the gene mknk1, whose product is annotated as MAPK interacting serine/threonine kinase 1. Lineage: Eukaryota; Metazoa; Chordata; Actinopteri; Pleuronectiformes; Pleuronectidae. The coding region runs from base 100 to 1491 and encodes 463 amino acids. Gene Ontology annotation, molecular function: calcium/calmodulin-dependent protein kinase activity; ATP binding; calcium-dependent protein serine/threonine kinase activity. Gene Ontology annotation, biological process: protein autophosphorylation; peptidyl-serine phosphorylation; intracellular signal transduction. Gene Ontology annotation, cellular component: nucleus; cytoplasm. The transcript has 14 exons. The record is from RefSeq and is a predicted model, not a curated record.
CACUGGCUGUCUGUGUGAUGGAUCUCAGCUAUGGAUGCUUACAUCAGCUGCCCAAGGCUCUGACAGAGGGAACCUGGCUGGUUUGAAGCAGUUGCAGGUAUGGUGAGGUACAGCGUGAUGUCGGAGCUGCAAGUCUUCCAGCAGCCUCUCCAGGGUAACUCCCUGUCUAUGGGUCACAUAGGGCAGAGCUCUGGGGCAACUGAGGAGAAUGAGAUCCCCACAGAGGAAAGACGGCACCUUUCCCAGGGCCCAUCAGCAGAUUUAGAGAAAAGCCAGCCAGUGAAUAUCCCAGACGCAGCUAAAAGAAAGAAGAAGAAAAGAACUAGGGCAACAGACAGCUUCACUGGCACUUUUGAUGACCUGUACAAGCUGACAGAUGAGGUUCUUGGUCAGGGGGCAUUUGCUAAAGUUCAAGGAUGCAUAAGUCUACAGAACGGACAGGAGUUUGCUGUGAAGAUGAUAGAGAAAAGUGCAGGUCACAGCCGCAGCCGCGUCUUUCGGGAAGUGGAGACACUCUACCAGUGUCAGGGGAACAAGAAUGUUUUGGAACUGAUCCAGUUCUUUGAAGAUAGCACAUGCUUCUAUUUGGUAUUUGAAAAGCUCCGUGGAGGCUCCAUCCUCACACACAUCCAGAAUCGAAAGCACUUCGAUGAGCUGGAGGCCAGUAAGGUCGUCAGGGAUAUUGCCCAAGCACUUGACUUCUUACACACUAAAGGCAUUGCCCACAGAGACCUUAAGCUGGAGAACAUCCUUUGUGAAAACACUGAUCAGGUGUCGCCAGUGAAGAUCUGUGAUUUUGACUUGGGAAGCGGAGUGAAGCUCAGCAGUGCCUGUACACCCAUUACGACUCCAGAGCUCACCACACCGUGUGGCUCAGCUGAGUACAUGGCUCCAGAAGUAGUGGAGGUCUUUACUGAUGAAGCCUCCUUCUACGACAAGCGCUGUGACCUCUGGAGCCUCGGGGUCAUCCUCUACAUCCUGCUGAGCGGCAGCCCCCCCUUCACAGGCCACUGCGGCACCGACUGUGGUUGGGACCGGGGAGAAACCUGCAGAACCUGCCAGAGCAACCUGUUUGAGAGCAUCCAGCAGGGCCAGUAUGAGUUUCCAGAAAAGGACUGGUCUCACAUCACAGCGGGGGCCAAGGAUCUCAUCUCCAAGCUGCUGGUUCGGGACGCCAUGCUUCGCCUCAGUGCCGCUCAGGUCCUAAAGCACCCUUGGGUCCAGGGGAACGCUCCAGAGAGAGGUCUUACAACCCCUCAUGUUUUACAGAGGAACAGCAGCACCAAAGACCUGACCCAGUUCGCAGCAGAAGCCAUCGCCUUCAACCGGCAGCUCUCCCAGCACGACGAGCAGCAGGAGGACGUCGGAGGGAUCGUUUGCUCCAUGAGGCUUUCUCCUCCUUCCAACUCCAGACUGGCUCGUAGACGGGCGCUGUCAAAUGCUCUGCGUACCAGUGACUUCGAACCCGCCUCGGACGACCUCGCUGCCUGAAGCGAGGUCGUCACCCUCUGCCUGCUUGGCUUGUGUGCAUGAGUGAGUGUGUUUCACUGGAAGAACAUGCAAUUAGAAGUGACUGUUCACGGUGUUAAAGCUCUUCCUCUUGGCCAGUGAUCUUAUCAGCACUCAGAGUUUGAGCAGUUAGGGAACAGUUCAUCCUCAGCUACCACCUCAGAGUUACAAACAUAGUUGAACCUCUUGAGAUUUACUCAGGUUACAUUUUAAGCUGCCUACAUUUUAAACAAGGACAUAUUUAUUUGAACAUAUCUUUAGUUUUAGAAAACUACAUAUAAUCCUCACAGAGUUAUUUAUGAUCAACCAGGGACAGCUGACUAUAGGCUCUUAAUGCCAGCGUUUUAUAUAUUGCCAUAUCCAUUACAUAGGUCCAGCACAGUUAUGCAGCUGCUGCUCUCCUAAUGGAACAUUAUAUACAUUUAAUAGCUUUUAUUUGCCUUUUUGUCCAACUGUGAUUAAUUAAUGUGAUAUUGAAAUGCUACUAACUGCUUCUCAGUCAGUGGAGGAAAGGGAUUUUUUUUUUAAGCCAGUACGUGUGUAUGUGUAUGUGGUUGAGAUAAAAAAAAAAUAACACUUGGAGGAGACACUGGUGUUUUCUCCAUUCUUACCUGCAUUAUAAAGUAAUUCUGUUCUAGCCUGGCGAUUUAAAGUAUGCAUGAAUCUGAUUAGUAAAAACCCUCAGAUCAGAUAUUUUUAUAUUUAUUUUUGUUCUCCAGCUUUCGCAUUUACACAAGCUACCUGCAGCACUGAUGUACUUUAAAGUAUUUAGUUCAAAGGGAGAACAUUGAAUCUGUUUGGUCUCACCUACAACAAUAACUAUCUUCAAAGAGUUUUAAACAACCUUUUCUCCUCGGUAGACUCCAACUAUACCUCAGACUGCACCAAGUGUUUGUGUUUGUACUGUAAACAAAUGCAUCUUCCCAAAAAGACUUAGUAGUCCUAUUGACUUGAUGUGUUUUUGGUCAGAAUGACUUGAAAUGGGAGAAUUUCAUCUGUUUUGGAUGGUAUGUACCGUAUAGCUAAUACGACUUAAAAGAGGUUUUGUGUGAAGUUGAUAUUAAAAUUUAAUUCCUUACUGAGGUUGAAGGGAAUUAUUUUUAUAAAUAGUUGAAAAUUAUUUGUUUAUGGUUCAGUUUUGUAUGUUGGAUUCUGUGAACGUGUCGUUGAAAGAAUGAUGGACAAGCAGAGACUUCACCAUCUUUGAUUGUCUUUGGUCCAUCAAGUCCAUGCAGUAAUUUAUUUUUCUCACCUUUUUUUUUAAAUAUAAAAAAAAUCUAGUCUUACUUUUUGUCUUACUUGUUUCAUUGCUUAAGGAGCCUGUCUGGGUUUGAAAGGACGCACCACGGCCGUCUAUCACUUCUAUUUCCCCCCCCGAUCUGUUACUUUUGUGUGUUGCCCGCUAAACAACAUGCCCCCAGAUUUCACACUGUUGCCAUGGACACCCCAUCCCUAUAGCAACUAAGGGCCUUUAUUGGCUGGCAGGAAUUGACAUGAGAUUUGCUCAGAGCCAACACACACAUGAGGAAACAUCCACUUGCUGCGUUAAAGCCCUCUCACUCUCAUUAUGAGCCAUAAAAAGGGCUCGUUUGUUUCUCCACAUCAACCUGUGAUGGGAGGGAAUGAGAUCCAGUGGCCUAAUUGGUGUGCAAUUCUGUCGUCCCACUGAAACGAGUGGAGGCUCGUCUGGGGUCCUGUUCAUGAAAGUCUCACUCACACGCAGAUUUUCACUGGUAUGCUGUGCUCUCAAUAAACAAAACAAAGAUCCUC